Molecule: messenger RNA, 1562 nt
Organism: Pteronotus mesoamericanus
Lineage: Eukaryota; Metazoa; Chordata; Mammalia; Chiroptera; Mormoopidae
Gene: SNAPC2
Product: small nuclear RNA activating complex polypeptide 2
Exons: 5
Coding region: 86-1060 (324 amino acids)
Biological process (GO): snRNA transcription
Cellular component (GO): nuclear body
Molecular function (GO): RNA polymerase II general transcription initiation factor activity
Source: RefSeq, a predicted model, not a curated record
GCUUGGUGCAUUACGGUCCCAGCGGCCUCCGUAACUCCGCCCUCCGGGGAACGGGGCCUGGAACGUCAACUCCACCCUCAUCAGCAUGAAGCCCCCGCAACGGCGGCGAGUUGCCCCGGCGCGCUAUCUGGGCGAGGUGGUUCGCACUGCGGUCUGGAGCGCCCGCGAGAAGCGGCAGCUGCUCCGACUGCUGCAGACGCGGCGUGGCCAGCGGGAGCCGGACGCCGCCGAACUGGCCGGAGAGCUGCCAGGCCGGAGCGAGGCCGAGAUUCGGGAUUUCCUCCAGCAGCUCAAGGGCCGUGUGGCCCGGGAAGCCAUUCAGAGGGUACAUUCAGGUGGCCCAAAGGGUCAAAGGCAACUGGAAACACAGAUCCCGGCCCCCAUCGAGGUUUGGAUGGAUCUGGCUGAGAAGAUAACAGGCCCUCUGGAGGAGACCCUGACCGCAGCAUUCUCGCAGGCACUCACCAUCGCGGCCGUGGAGCCCACCAGUCUCCUGCAGUCCAAGCCCCCAAAGCCCACGCAGGCACGUGGGAAACUGCUGCCCCUCAACACCCCUACUGGGCAGGAAAACCAGAGCCCUGAGGCCCCUGCCCCUGCCCCUGCGGCACCUUCUGAAUUGCCGGCCGGCCUCUCUGCUGACGGAGACCUAGUCAUAGACUUUGAGAAGAUCUACAAGUACCUGUCCUCCGUCUCCCACAGUUGCCGUGGCCCUGAGCUUUCUGCAGCUGAGUCAGCUGUGGUCCUUGACCUGCUCAUGGCACUUCCUGAGGAGCUGCCUCACCUGCCCUGUGCAGCCCUGGUUGAGCAUAUGAUGGAUACAUACCUACGCUUGAUGGCUCCCCAGUCUGACCCCAGCAGUGGGAGCUUGGAACCAGGGCCUGAGGACUGUGGGACUGGCUCUAGAAACCAAGAGGAGGCCAGCCAGGCCACCCCCCAGGCCCCUGAGAACGCCAGGCCUGACGAACCAAGAUCUGCCUGGGAAGCAGCUGGGGUCUGCCCCCUGAACCCAUUCCUGGUGCCCCUGGAGCUUCUGGGCCAGGUGGCCACCCCUGCAAAGUAAGGGGCCCAGUAGGCAGAGGACACACCACACAUUGUGAGUCCCUAGCCCCCGAUUCUGCUCGGGCUGGCACUGGGUGUGCAGGCAGUCUGGUCAUAGUGGAACGUCCCAGACUCAGUGCAGUGCCAAGUGGCCUUUAAGAUGAUCCAUGCAGCAGGGGCCUCAGAGAUGGAAGCCCAGUUGCACAGAAGUUCAGCCACAGACCGGAGGUGGGGGUAACCACAUGGCUGGGCUAAAAACCACCCCUGGCCUCUCCUGACUUCCUGCAUCCUGUAGCCUAUGUCCUGUAACUCUGGGGUCCCCAACGCCAGGGCCUCACGCCCGUGUUGGCCUGUGGCCUGUUAGGAACCUCGCCACACAGCAGGGGGCACCCCACUGAAGCCUGGAAGCUUUGCUCCCAUUCGCUUGCCUCCUGAGCUCCCCCUCCUGUCUUUCUGUCCUCGUAGGGGGAAUUUCCUUCCAUAGAACUGGUCCCUGGUGCUAGGACCGUUGCUCUAACUGAAUA